AUAUGCAUAUACUACUAAUACUAUACAUACAAGAUCCCCUCCAUAUUAUUCUAAACUCUAGUUCCUUGCUCUACAUCUUUGGUUCAUAUAUGUUUAACAACAACAAUGACGGAAAUUGUGGUCGUAGAGCCAAGCAUUGCGAGUACUAGUAAUAAUACUACUAGAGGAAACCAUGGUUCAAGUAAUCAAAAUACUAACAGGACAAAACCGUUUUACACUAGAUCAAUUACGUCGGGACGUGAGUAUGGUUUUGAGCCAUUUGAUUCUGAGAAACUUCCGGUUACUUUGAAAUCAGAAAUUCAAAGGUUUCUUCGUGUUGCUAAUCUCAUUGAUUCCCAAGAGCCUCGUGUCGCUUGUUUAUGCCGGUUUCAUGCAUUUGUAGUUGCACAUGACUUGGAUCGCAAUUCAAGUGGGCGUGGAGUGAGGCAAUUCAAGACUGCUCUUCUUCAGCGACUUGAACAGGAUGAAGAAGUUACUUACAGAAAAAGGAAAGAAAAAAGUGAUGUACGUGAAGUCAGGCGUGUUUAUCGUGAAUACAAAGAUUAUAUUAUCAAACAUGGUGGAGAAAGUACUUUGGAGAACAGGGAAGCGUUGAUCAAAGCUGGGACAAUCGCUUCUGUGUUAUAUGAAGUGUUAAAUAAACUUACAGAGGCUGCGGGUACACAGGCCCAAGCUGAUAAUGACGUUAAAAGAUCAGAAUUCUAUGAUUUUAACAUCCUUCCUCUUGAUCAAGGAGGUGUUCAUCAAGCAAUUAUGCAACUCCCCGAGAUUAAAGCUGCAGUUGGUGCUGUCCGUAAUAUUCAAGGUAUACCUUUCAUUGAAGAAUUCACCACUCAAAGGCCUCAUUUUGACUUGUUUGACUGGCUCCAGCAUUGUUUUGGGUUUCAGAAAGGAAACGUCGCAAACCAGAGGGAACAUUUAAUUCUACUUCUUGCAAACAGUCAUAUUAGGUGCUGUAAUAAACCAACAAAUACAACCAAGUUAGCGGAUGGCGUUCUACGUGAUAUGAUGAAGAAAUUCUUCAAGAACUAUAGAGAAUGGUGCAAAUUCUUGGAGAAGAAGAACAGCAUAAGGUUCUCAUAUUCAGAUCCAGAAGCACAACAACACCAGCUUCUGUAUAUUGGCCUCUAUCUUCUCAUAUGGGGCGAGGCUGCUAAUUUGCGAUUCAUGCCAGAAUGUCUUGCUUAUAUUUUUCACCAUAUGGCUCAUGAUUUGCGUAGUAUGUUGAUGGGUGCAACCAUUUUAGCAGCUGGUGAAAGUUUCGCGCCUGCAUAUGGGGGAGGUCCUGAAUCUUUUCUUAACAAUGUUGUAACCCCAAUAUAUAAUGUUAUUCGUGAGGAAGCUAAGAAAAACCAAAAUGGCAUGACCGAUCAUUCUACAUGGAGAAACUAUGACGAUUUGAAUGAGUUUUUUUGGUCUCCUGAUUGUUUCCAACUAGGAUGGCCUAUGAAUCAGGAACAUGACUUCUUUUAUGUCCCUGAAGAUGAUCCUAAAAGCAAAAAAACCAAAGGCUCGAGUAAACCUAAGACGGAAAAAAAGAAAGAAAAGAAUGAUGAAGAAGUAGAGCUCAAAGAAAAUGACCAGUCCAACGAGGAGAAAGUAAAAGAGAAAAAGUGGUUAGGGAAAACAAAUUACGUAGAGUUCCGAUCAUUCUGGCAUGUUUUCAGAAGCUUCGAUAGAAUGUGGACAUUUCUCAUUCUAUCUCUCCAGGCAAUGAUAAUAAUGGCAUGUCAUAAUCUCGAAUCCCCAUUACAAAUGUUUGAUACACCAAUACUAGAGGAUAUUAUGAGCAUUUUCAUCACAUCAGCAGUUCUUAAACUAGUUCAAGCCGUUCUUGACAUUGUAUUCACUUGGAAGGCCAGAUCGACAAUGGACAAUACUAGAUCCCGCAAGCAUGCAUUGAAGGUGGUUGUUGCAAUGAUGUGGACUAUCAUGUUACCUAUAUUUUAUUCCAAAACUAGAAGAAAGUACACUUGUUAUUCAAAAAAUUACAGAAGCUGGUUUGGCGAGUGGUGUUAUUCAUCAUAUAUGCUUGUAGUCGCGUUCUACUUAAUGUCCAAUGCGGUCAAUAUGACUUCUGUACUAAUGCUCAGGCUGAUCUGUACCAAUUGGCGCUACAUUCCAGAAAACCUCAAUUUCCAGCUAUCUUCAGUUUUUAUUUGGCCUAGAUUAUAUGUAGGAAGAGGAAUGCAAGAGUCUCAAUACUCCCUUCUGAAGUACAGCUCAUUCUGGGUUUUGUUGUUAUUAAGUAAAUUGACGUUUAGCUACACCUUUGAGAUAAAACCACUCAUAGUACCAACAAGACAAAUAAUGGCCAUUGGAAUUACAAAGUACGACUGGCAUGAGCUUUUCCCGAGAGUCAAGAAUAAUGCUGGUGCAAUUGCUGCCAUCUGGGCUCCAGUCAUAAUGGUAUACUUCAUGGACACCCAGAUUUGGUAUUCUGUCUUUUGUGCCAUCUUUGGAGGACUUUACGGAAUCUUGCAUCAUCUUGGAGAGAUUCGGACAUUAAGUAUGAUGAGAAGCAGAUUUCAAGAUUUACCUUUAGCGUUCAUGAACUCUCUAAUUCCACAUCCUUCAAAAACCGAUAAACAUCUUAAAAGGAAGUCUUUCUUGAGAGAAAUGUUUCAAAAGGUGUCCGAGAGACAAAUGAGGAACGGCCUUGUUAAGUUUGUUGUUGUAUGGAAUGAAAUUAUUAAAAGCUUUCGGGAGGAGGAUCUCAUAAGUAACAGAGAGGUUGAAUUGAUGAAGAUGCCUUUAUCGUCUGAGUUACUUUCUGGCUUAGUUCGUUGGCCUAUUUUCCUCCUAGCAAAUCAGUUGCCCAUGGCAUUAACUAUUGCAAAAGACUUUGUGGGUGAAGAUGCACAUCUUUUUAAAAGAAUGAGAAGAGAUGUAUACAUGUAUAUAACUGUAAAAGAGUGUUACGAUUCAUUGAAAUACGUUCUUGAUAUACUAGUUGUCGGGGAUUUGGAGAGAAGAGUCAUAUCAGGGAUAGUAGAUGAAAUCGAAGAAAGUUUACAGAAAACAACUUUCGUUAAAGAUUUUGAUCUAAGUGAGAUUCUAGAUCUGCAUACUAAAUGUACUGAAUUGGUGGAACUCCUGGUUGAGGGCAAUAAGAACCAUUAUGCUAAAGUUGUGAAAGUGCUGCAAGAUAUUCUUGAAAUCGUAACAAAUGAUAUGAUGAGAAACGGAUCCAGAACGAUGGAGGCGGUCAAUGCUUACCAACAAGACGGAUGUCUAAAGUCAUAUUUUGGUGAUGUUGAACCCGACCCACAACUAUUCUCAUCAAGACAUUCUGUUCAUUUUCCAUUGCCAGAUACUGAUUCUCUUAACGAAAAGCUCAAGCGUUUUCUUUUGCUGCUAACUAUCAAAGAUACAGCAACUGACAUACCUUCAAACCUUGAUGCCCGGAGGCGUAUAUCAUUUUUUGCAACUUCAUUAUUCAUGGAUAUACCCCGAGCUCCAAAAGUGCGCAACAUGCUGUCUUUCAGCGUUUUGACUCCACAUUUAAUGGAAGAGGUCAAGUUUUCUACGAAGGAACUCAAUGCAAGUCAAGACUAUGUUUCUAUCGGCUUUUAUAUGCAGAAAAUAUUUCCAGACGAGUUGGAGAACUUCCUGGAACGAACGGGGUUAGAAAAUCUGGAAGACCUAGAUGAUCAUGACAAAGAGAAGCUUCGUGAUUGGGCUUCUUUUCGUGGGCAGACUCUGAGCAGGACAAUUCGUGGGAUGAUGUAUUACCAGAAAGCACUAAAGCUGCAAGCAUUUCUUGACAUGGCUGAAGAUGAUGAUAUUCUUCAAGGUUAUGAUGCAAUCGAGAGGGGGAAUGAUACAUUAUCUGCCCAACUUGAUGCUUUAGCAGACUUGAAAUUCACUCAUGUCGUCUCCUGUCAGAUGUUUGGGUCACAGAAAAUGUCUGGAGACCCUCAGGCCCAAGAAAUCAUUGAUCUUAUGAUAAGGUACCCUUCAUUACGUGUGGCUUACGUCGAAGAGAGGGACGACAAGCCAGAAACAACAUAUUACUCUGUACUAGUCAAAGCAGUCAAUGGGUUUGACCAGGAGAUAUAUCGAGUAAAGCUCCCAGGUCCGCCGAAUAUUGGAGAAGGGAAACCCGAAAAUCAAAAUCAUGCCAUCAUUUUUACUCGUGGUGAAGCUUUACAAGCAAUUGAUAUGAACCAAGAUAACUAUCUGGAAGAAGCAAUCAAAAUGAGAAAUCUCCUGCAAGAGUUUCUACCAAAACUCGGAAAACGUCCUAAAAUACUUGGCCUAAGGGAACACAUCUUUACUGGAAGUGUAUCUUCUUUAGCAUGGUUCAUGUCUUAUCAGGAGACCAGUUUUGUCACAAUUGGUCAAAGGCUUCUAGCAAACCCUCUCAGGAUUAGGUUCCAUUAUGGGCAUCCAGAUAUUUUUGACAGAAUAUUUCACCUAACAAGAGGUGGCAUAAGCAAAGCUUCAAAGACAAUUAACUUGAGUGAAGACAUUUUUGCAGGUUAUAACACGACAUUACGCCGUGGGCAUAUCACAUACCAUGAGUACAUACAAGUUGGUAAAGGUCGUGAUGUAAGCCUAAAUCAGAUCUCAAAGUUUGAAGCGAAGGUCGCUAAUGGGAACAGUGAACAAGUUCUUAGUCGUGAUCUUUACCGGCUUGGCCGCCGGUUUGACUUUUUUCGCAUGCUUUCGUGUUACUACACGACAGUUGGUUUCUACCUCAGCAGCUUGAUAUCCGUAAUCGGUAUUUACGUAUUUUUAUAUGGGCAACUCUACCUCGUGCUAAGUGGUUUAGAAAGUGCUUUAAUUCAAGAGGCUAAAGUGCAUAACAUACAGUCCUUGGAGACAGCAUUGGCUUCACAGUCGUUUAUUCAGCUUGGAUUAUUGACGGGUUUACCAAUGGUAAUGGAGAUUACACUCGAAAGAGGAUUUCUUAACGCGCUUAAAGAUUUCGUUCUUAUGCAGCUCCAACUCGCUGCAGUUUUUUUCACAUUUGCAGUUGGUACAAAAACGCAUUAUUUUGGUCGAACUAUACUUCAUGGUGGGGCCAAAUACAGGCCCACGGGACGAAGAGUUGUGGUCUUUCAUGCAAGUUUCACAGAAAACUAUCGAUUAUACUCGAGGAGUCAUUUCAUGAAAGGAUUUGAGCUGCUCCUACUUUUAGUUGUUCAUGAUAUCAUCAGACGGACUUAUAAAAACCACAUGACAUAUGUUUUGAUCACAUGCGCCAUCUGGUUCUUAUCGUUGACUUGGUUGUUUGCCCCAUUUUUGUUUAAUCCUUCUGGUUUUGAUUGGGGGAAGAUAGUUGAUGAUUGGAAAGAUUGGAACAAAUGGAUUAAACAACAAGGUGGUAUCGGGAUUCAGCAAGAUAAGAGUUGGCAGUCAUGGUGGUAUGAUGAACAAGAACAUCUCCGUCAUUCCGGAUUGGGCUCUCGGAUCAUUGAGAUACUUCUUUCUUUGCGUUUCUUUAUUUACCAAUAUGGUCUCGUAUAUCAUCUUGAUAUAGCCGGGUCGCGUAAAACCUUUGUGGUUUAUGUCCUUUCGUGGGUCGUCAUUGUCGUGAUUUUCAUGUUAAUCAAGCUCGUAAAUGUAGGUAGACAGCAUCUCAGUAAUAACCAUCAGCUUUCCUUCAGACUAUUCAAAGCUUCUCUUUUCCUAUCUGUUAUAGCAACCAUAAUCACUCUUUCCUUCAUCUGCCAAUUAUCUGCAAAUGAUCUGCUUGUUUGCUGUCUCGCAUUUCUGCCCACUGGCUGGGGCCUGAUACUUGUCGCUCAAGCUUUCAGGCCAAUGAUCCAAGGGACGGUUUUAUGGAAAUUCACACGGCUUUUUGCCCAAGCAUAUGAUUUUGGGAUGGGAAUAAUUCUUUUCACACCAAUAGCUUGCUUAGCAUGGCUACCAAUCAUUUCAGCUUUCCAGACAAGAUUCCUAUUUAACAGGGCUUUCAGUAGGAGACUGCAGAUUCAACCAAUUCUCAAAGCAAAAAAGAAACAUAUAUAGCCUUUUCUUACAUCCAAAUUUCUGUGUAAAUGUUAUAUCGCUACAUAAAAUAUCACAUUAUAGCUUACUGCACAUAACAGUUACUGUAAUUUUUUGUGGUUUAUAUAGUUACCAGUAAUAAGUAAAUUACGAUAAUAAAGGUCUACACACAUCAAUGACAGUAUUUCAAUUUUCAAAA
Molecule: messenger RNA, 6157 nt
Organism: Erigeron canadensis
Lineage: Eukaryota; Viridiplantae; Streptophyta; Magnoliopsida; Asterales; Asteraceae
Product: putative callose synthase 8
Exons: 40
Coding region: 106-5979 (1957 amino acids)
Biological process (GO): (1->3)-beta-D-glucan biosynthetic process
Cellular component (GO): 1,3-beta-D-glucan synthase complex; plasma membrane
Molecular function (GO): 1,3-beta-D-glucan synthase activity
Source: RefSeq, a predicted model, not a curated record